Molecule: messenger RNA, 1512 nt
Organism: Saccharomyces kudriavzevii IFO 1802
Lineage: Eukaryota; Fungi; Ascomycota; Saccharomycetes; Saccharomycetales; Saccharomycetaceae
Gene: RRP3
Product: RNA-dependent ATPase RRP3
Exons: 1
Coding region: 1-1512 (503 amino acids)
Molecular function (GO): RNA helicase activity; ATP binding; nucleic acid binding
Source: RefSeq, a predicted model, not a curated record
AUGUCUAAGAUUGAAAAGAAAAAGGAAAAGAAAACUGCUAAUGAAUUAACUUCUUUGGCCGAAAAGAUUAGAGCAAAAGCUCUAGAGAACCAGAAGAAGCGUAUAGAAGCAGAAAAUGAAAGUGAUUCGGAAUCUAGUUCUGAAAAAGAUUCUACUGCUGAAAACAAAAAAAGUUCGAAAUCAACAAGUAAAUCUAAAGGCUCUGCGACAGCCGAAAAUGACAAUGCGAAUGAAGGGGAAUCUUUUGAGUCCUUUAAUGAACUAAAUUUAGUUCCCGAGUUGAUUCAAGCCUGUAAAAACCUGAAUUAUUCUAAGCCCACACCAAUUCAGUCCAAAUCAAUUCCUCCAGCGCUAAAAGGUCAUGAUAUAAUCGGUCUUGCACAAACAGGUUCCGGUAAGACUGCCGCAUUCGCCAUUCCCAUUUUGAACCGCUUAUGGCAUGACCAGGAGCCAUACUAUGCGUGUAUUCUUGCUCCAACAAGGGAAUUGGCGCAACAAAUUAAAGAGGCUUUUGAUUCGUUAGGGUCUCUGAUGGGUGUGAGAUCAACAUGUAUUGUGGGUGGUAUGAAUAUGAUGGACCAGGCUAGAGACUUGAUGAGAAAGCCGCAUAUCAUAAUUGCUACACCAGGUAGGUUAAUGGAUCAUCUGGAGAAUACCAAGGGGUUUUCACUGAGGAAGCUGAAAUUUCUGGUUAUGGAUGAGGCAGAUAGGUUGUUAGAUAUGGAAUUUGGACCUGUUCUGGAUAGAAUUUUGAAGAUUAUUCCAACCCAAGAAAGAACCACAUAUCUUUUCUCUGCCACUAUGACUUCCAAGAUUGAUAAAUUACAAAGAGCGAGUUUGACAAAUCCUGUGAAAUGUGCAGUAUCAAAUAAGUAUCAAACCGUUGAUACAUUAGUACAGGCACUGAUGGUUGUUCCAGGUGGUCUUAAGAACACGUACCUAAUAUACUUAUUAAAUGAGUCCAUUGGCAAGACGAUGAUUAUUUUCACAAGAACAAAGGCAAAUGCUGAAAGACUGUCAGGAUUAUGCAACUUACUGGAGUUCAGUGCUACUGCACUGCACGGUGAUUUGAAUCAAAACCAAAGAAUGGGGGCUCUAGAUCUAUUUAAGGCAGGUAAAAGGUCUAUUCUUGUCGCUACAGAUGUCGCCGCUAGAGGGCUAGAUAUUCCAUCCGUGGACAUAGUUGUCAACUACGAUAUUCCUGUGGAUUCCAAAUCCUACAUUCACCGUGUGGGGAGAACAGCGAGAGCUGGUAGAUCAGGGAAAUCCAUUUCGCUGGUAUCACAAUACGAUCUGGAAUUGAUCUUAAGAAUCGAAGAAGUCUUGGGUAGGAAACUACCGAAGGAAAAUGUGGACAAAAGUAUUAUAUUGACCCUGAGGGACUCUGUCGACAAAGCCAAUGGGGAAGUUGUUAUGGAAAUGAACAGAAGAAACAAGGAAAAGAUUGCCAGAGGGAAGGGAAGAAGAGGAAGAAUGAUGACAAGAGAAAAUAUGGACAUGGGAGAAAGGUGA